Molecule: messenger RNA, 678 nt
Organism: Closterium sp. NIES-65
Lineage: Eukaryota; Viridiplantae; Streptophyta; Zygnematophyceae; Desmidiales; Closteriaceae
Source: the annotation of a GenBank genome assembly
AUGGACGACGAAGGCUGCGACGAGGCGGCGGCGUCGCUGCUGUCGCACGAGAGCGAGCCGGAGUGCGCGCAAGUGGCGGGCAUGGCGAGCGACCUCGUCGUCACCAUCGGCCAGCGCGCCUUCCUCGUGCACCAGUACCCGCUGUACGCGUUACUAGCCUUCGACGAGCAUCAGUACCCGCUGUACGCGCUACUAGCUCUAAUCCACGCUCCAGACUCCCCCUCUGUCCCCUCCUUUCUCCUUCGUUCCCCUCUCUUCCUCUCCCUUCCCGUCCCUUCCCGUCCUUUCCCUUCCCGUCCCUUCCCUCCUCCUCCUCCCUCUCCCUUUCCUUCCCGCUCUUCCCCCCUCAGCUGCUCCCUGUCGAUGGUGAUAGCGAGCGCGCCAGCAGCAGCGGGCGGCCGCCCCUGCCGCCUCUCGCCCCACUCCGUGCUGCUCGUGCGCUCCGCAGCACCUCCUGCAGCACUGCCCGCCCUGCCUGCACGUGCUCUCGUCUUGCUGCUGACAAGUGAGGGGAUGCAGUUCACCGCAUCUGGCCUCCCAGCGCCUGCAGCGCCUCCUGCAGCACUGCCCGCACGUGCUCUCAUCCUGCGUCUCCCACCCCCCCAGCCCCCCCGUCACAUAAACUAUCGGAGUUCCCCCGUCGACCUGGGUGGGGUGGGGUCUGCUGCCCGACCUUGA